This is a messenger RNA of Xiphias gladius (swordfish), 2382 nucleotides long. It is a transcript of the gene mettl13, whose product is annotated as methyltransferase like 13. Lineage: Eukaryota; Metazoa; Chordata; Actinopteri; Istiophoriformes; Xiphiidae. The transcript is spliced from 9 exons. The record is from RefSeq and is a predicted model, not a curated record. The coding region runs from base 147 to 2228 and encodes 693 amino acids.
AGAAAUCCACCAAUCAGGGAGCGGUUCUGCUAGUAAUGUUGUCCGGGUUUGUCAGUGCCUAGUGCCAUGUGGAAAAAACGGCUCUAAGCGGGUUGUGACACCGUAAACCGAAACGUUUUGGAGUAGUGUAACAGCCUCAGUCGACCAUGAGUCUUUUACCUCGCACUGCCGAGGAGUUCAGCUCUGCAGAGUACUGGGAGAGAUUUUUUAAGAAGCGCGGAGAGAAGGCUUUUGAGUGGUAUGGAGACUACAACAAACUCUGCGGCGUCUUGCAUAGAUACAUCAAAGUGCACGAUCAGGUGUUGGUGGUUGGUUGUGGUAACUCUGAGCUGAGUGAACAGCUUUAUGAUGUUGGCUACAAACAUCUGACUAACAUUGACAUCAGUGAGACAGUGGUGACCCAUAUGAACCAGCGAAACGCUGAGCGCCGGCCAGGCCUGACCUUCCAGCAGGUGGAUGCUACACAGACUCCAUAUGAGGACGGCAGCUACCAGGCUGCUCUGGACAAAGGCACGUUAGAUGCCAUGGCAUCUGAAGAGGACGGAGCUCUGGCCAGGAAGAUGCUCACUGAGGUGGGCCGCGUGCUAAGUGUCGGGGGUCGGUAUGUCUGUGUGACGUUGGCUCAGGAGAGUGUGAUCAAGUUGGCUGUGGAGCACUUUGUACAGCUGGGGUGGGCGGUGAGGCUCCACUGCCUGCAGCAGGCGAGUGGAGAACAAGAGGACUCCUUUGCUCUGCCUGUCUUUGUUCUGGUCUGCACCAAGUUUCGUCAGCCCAUGUCCACACCUAUUCUGGAGAUUUGCCUCGGGGAGGAUGGAGCCCCAACGCGUCUCACGCAGGUUUUAGAGUUGUUGUCGGCUGUGAGGGAGCAUCAGGCCUACUCUGUCUUGAGAAAGAGGCUCCGCACAGGCACAGACGCCAGCUCGAACGUGUCCCUCACGCUCUGCCACGCCAAGACUGGCCUUCCCAGAUACACUCUCACAGUGCAAGAUUGUUCCCCAGGAGCCAAGGUGCCAAGAUCAAACCACUUUGCUAUAUUUAUUGUUCCUCAGGGCAGCGAGACAGCCUGGCUCUACAGCUCCAGUGAGGGGCGAAGGCAGCUGGCAGCCAGUGCUAACUUUCGGCGCCUGGUUAUUGUGGCAAUGCACAGGAAUCAGGAGUACACAGACAUGCAAGCUGUCCAGUCAGAGCUCUCACCGAUGGUGAUGGACCUGGCUCCUCGGGGUAUGCCGGCUAACCAGCAGGUGCCAUUUCUAUCAGUAGGAGGUGACCUGGGUUUGCGAGAGGAGGUCAGCAGGGGUGUGAGUGAUCUGAGUGGAGAGUAUUGUGUGGAGAAUAUCAAAGGAGAAGACGGCGAACUGUAUCGUAGACUCGUUUUCCUGUCUAAUGCUGCCCUUGUCCAAUCAGAGAGCCGUCUUGUCUCCACAAGCACCACCUCAAGUCACAAGAAGAAAAACAAAAAAAAGGCCAAGCCAGCAGCUCCUCCAACAACAUCCUCUCUGUCAGUGGACAGUGGCUUCCUCUGCUGUGCUCACCAUGAAGUCAUGGUGGCUGGCCUUGCCAUGCUUGGGGUGGGCAAACCAGACACCAACGACGUCCCAGUGUCAGUGCUCCUGGUGGGACUUGGUGGAGGAGGCCUGCCUCAGUUUCUGCGGGACUUUGUGCCCGAUGUUACUGUUGAGGUUGUGGAACUAGAUCCUGUUGUGCUGGAAGUGGCAAAGGAAUGGUUCGGGUUCAGACCAGAUGAUCGUUUGACUGUCACGCUCGGGGACGGCCUCGAACGCAUCAGUGCCCUGGAGAAGGAAGGUGGUUGUUUGUUUGAUGUCAUCAUGUUUGAUGUAGACAAUAAAGAUAGCGCUGUGGGUAUGAGCUGUCCCCCUGCUGCCUUUGUAGAAACCUCCAUCCUGCAGAAAGUCUGUGGCCUGUUAACCCCCAGAGGUAUAUUCAUACUGAACCUUGUGUGUCGCGACUCAGUCUUGAGGAAAAGUGUGCUGCAGCGGGUGAGCUCUGUGUUCCCCAGCAUCCUCUCUCGAAAGAUUGAAGGGGAGGUCAACGAAGUCCUUCUGUGCUCUCGUGGAGAAAAUGAGACACUGGAUGCCGCCCGCGUUCUUCCAUCCCUGAACCAAGCAGCCAAGAAUUUGCAGAGUGCACUGUGCUCUAACAGGACUGGAACCAGCCGCAGCCCACAUAUAGACAUUGUAGAGCUGUUAAAAGACCUGAAAGUAGAGUAAAGUUUGUUUGCGACUGGGGGGGGGGGGGGGGUUAAUUAUGUGUCAAGACUAUUUGAGACAAUAUGUUGAGGAUAAUAAAAUAUGACAAUGAGUACUUUGACUUUGCCAUUCAAUGCAAUGUAAUGAAAAGUGAUAUUAUGUAUAAAAUGCAAUC